CGGCGCCGCGCCCCCGCCUUUCUCUCCUCCCGCCCUCCUCGGCCGCCGAGGGGCGGGGCGGCGGCGCUCCGGCGGCAGCAGCAGAGCAGCAUCAGUAGCGAGCAUGUCGUCGAGCAGGGCCAAGAAAGUGAAGAUGGCCACCAAGUCGUGCCCGGAGUGCGACCAGCAGGUUCCUGUUGCAUGUAAAUCGUGUCCCUGUGGCUACAUAUUUAUUAGUCGAAAACUCCUGCAUGCUAAACGUGCAGAGAGAUCGCCACCCAUUACAGAAAACAAGAGUGAGGCCAAGAGGAGACGGACAGAGAGAGUUAAGCGAGAGAAGAUAAAUUCUGCGGUAAAUAAAGACUUAGAAAACCGAAAGAGGUCGAGGUCUAACAGCCAUUCAGAUCAUAGCAGACGAGGAAGAGGAAGACCUAAGAGUGCCUCAGCCAAAAAGCACGAGGAAGAAAGAGAAUUUGAAGCUUCCCUGUUUAUUAUUGAUCUGAACUGAACUCUGUCUACGUGCACUGUAGGAUCAUUUCUAGACACUCUUCUGAGAGUCUAAUUCAUGCACAGCUUUGGUUUGAAAAUUCUGCAAGCUUUUUGAGUUGCCUUCUGAGAGUAAGUUGUUUUUUUCAUAUCCCAUGAAACAUAGGAAAGCAAUCUAAGCAAUCAAAAGAGGAAAUCCAUUCUGCAUGCAUGUUUUGUAGUGUCUUAAAAGCAAUAAUUUGAAAGCAUGAGGAAUAUCUAGAAAACUAGGCCAAAUAUUUUUGACCUCUUGCUGCAUACUGUGGAGUGUGUGAGAAUAUACCAGUGCUCUGAGAUGGAAAAUGAGAAAUAUAGAUGUAGUGAGGCCUUUAUGUAAGAAUGCAGAUGCAUGCAUGUGUGGGGUUUUUGUUGUUAUUGUCACGUGUCACUUAAGAUUGCCUUCAUCUACUUGAUCUUUAAUGGAGCUGUGACUACUGUACCAGCUCUGCAGAAGAGGUCAAAGAAGAAACAGCAGCAGAGCUUGAGUCUGUGCCUCCUUGAAAUACAUUAGCUCAUCCCUAGUACAACACACUUAGUUGGCUAGGAAUAAGUGGGCGUAUGAUCUUUCCUACUUCUGGUUAACGUACAAGUGAAAAAAAAUAGUCAAUGAUCAGCUGCAAUGUCUAUAAAAAUGAAUUUGGCAGAGCACUCCUCAUAAUAUAAGAGAUUUCUCUAAAACAAAUUAACACUGAAAUUUCCAUUUUUGUGGUUUAUAAAAUUGGCUGAACUGUUAUGUGGGGAGUAAUUAGUGGAAAUAUAAAAAAUAUUCUUUCUUUUCUGGUCUUGCUGCUUGAUGGUGUUUUUUUAUGUGGAAGCAUACUAAGCAACUGUAAUUCUUCUGCUCCAGAUGAGGUGAUUUUUGUGUGACCUGCUCAACUAUCAGCGCACUGAGAGCGUUUGAUGUCAGGUUGGGUAGGACUUCGAGCAGUGCUAACCUUGUGAAAGAUGUCCCUGCCUAUGGCAAGAGGGAUUGCACAGAUAACCUUUGAGAGUCCCCUGCAGCCCAAAUCAUUAUUUGAUUCUUUGGAAGCUGGCUCUGGGUUAUCUUGAAUUAGAUAUUAAGUACUUUAUUUCCUUUGAUUAUAUAUUGGUGGGACAUUUUGGGUACGGCUUGAUUGCCACCAGUGAUUGUGUUCCUUUUCUCUUUUUUUCUGCCAAAAAAAAAACCUAAAGAAAUAAAAAAAAAAAAAAAAAAAAAAAAGUCAAAACUGGAAAAAAAAGCCACUGCUUGUAAGUUUGUAGGUACUUGGUUAGGCUUCUGCAUUACCUUUCGGGUGGACAAAGAACACCUAAAUUAGAAUAGCAGGCAGAUAUUUUGUCUGUCUGAAGACCACCCAGCUGUGAAAAUUUCCUUCCUGAAGACAUCUGUAGCUUUGCUUCUGUGAUUGCUUAAUACUCUUUUAAUAUGUAGUAUGCUUUCCCCCUGUUAUGUCUGCGCUUUCGGCCAGUUCUUUUGUUUCCUUCCUGACUGGUUCACAUUAGAGCUGCAGAAUUAAGCAUCAAUUAAGAGGAAUGGGGGAUUCAAAAGGGCUUUUUAAAAUAAUCUCUUUUUCCUCUAGAUUCAGUAAGAAGGAGUUGGGGAGGGGAAGAGAGGAAGAUGACAUAGAAUGAGAGGAUGUGGUAGAGGGCUGGGACCCAAAGGAGAUGCUUCUGUCAUGUUUCAAAGUGAUGUGAUAACCCUGGGAAAUAAGAACUCCUCAAUAAAAGCUUGAUUUUUGUCAGGAUUGUCAGUGUUUGUUUUUUUUUUUUUUUUUUGGUCAAGAUCUGCAAUAUAUUUUGUAAACAAAAACACUUCAUAAUAAUCUGCUAUUGAUUUUGCUGCUGUUGUGGCAUAAGCUGAUUUUGCUAUGUGGGGCUGCAGUGCAGAGCUGGGCUGGUUCGCAGGCCGCCUUCUUAUGUACAUAACAGCUUUGCUGUUUACCAGCUGUGAGUCUUAUUACAGAUAUUUAUGUUUCAGUACCCUGAUACUGUUUCAGCUGAAGUAGUAAAAUAGCUUGAACAAAGUUUUCCCUUCCCUGCAAUUUGUUAUUCUGUCAUUUGUGCGUUUGAUUACUCAGGGUGCACGGUUGAAGUAGUGCUGUCUCGGAUAGAAAGAAUUCUUAGAGUCUCAGCACUUUGGAUUUUGAAUCCAUGCAAAAUUUAUGAGGGAGCAGAGUCCACGUUUGAUUUAUGCACAGGGGACAAUUUAAAGGUCCAUGGGUCCAGAACAUUGCAUAAGAUCUAGGAAUGAUUCUAGAAAGACUGAGUAUUUUCACCUAAGUAUCCUCUUUGUUGUACGGAAAGGACUUGAUAUUUUUAAUGUAUUACAUAAAUGGUAUUGUGAUUUUGUAAGACAGUCUUUUGCUAAUAAUAGAGAAGUGAGUCAAAACUACUUUCAGAUAGGAAUGUGAAGUGGAAAGUUUUGAUGCUGUCUGUAGAAACCAUGGUAUCCUAUGAAUAGCUUAUAACAAAAUGUCAGCCAGAUGCAAGUUCUUCUCUAGUUGCUGAUGAAAAAUGAAAUGAUCUUGAUGCAUAAAGCUUACAAACUCGUGUUAAUCCCCAAUACCAUUUGAUAUAAAGAUUUCAGUGGAUUCUUUGAAGUGGAAGUUUCUCGAGACUGGCUUGCACACCAGAAGGGGCAGGAAGGAAGGGAAAUCUUGGGAAAUCUGCUUGGCCAAGUCGUCUGAAAUCUAUUAACAUUAAAUGGGGCGAGGGGGGAUGUUUUUAAUUUUUCUGUGUUCUGACAUUCUGGGUUUGUUGGGAUGAGGAAGUCUGGGGGAAAAAAAGAAAAAGGAGAGGCCUUUAGAUAAGAAAACGGGAAAGGUUAAUAUGAAAUGAGUAGUGUGUGCAUAGUGACUGUACUGAGAACAACUCAUUUUUAUAUUUAUAAAU
Molecule: messenger RNA, 3375 nt
Organism: Tympanuchus pallidicinctus (lesser prairie-chicken)
Lineage: Eukaryota; Metazoa; Chordata; Aves; Galliformes; Phasianidae
Gene: HDIP1
Product: chromosome unknown C16orf87 homolog
Exons: 4
Coding region: 104-487 (127 amino acids)
Source: RefSeq, a predicted model, not a curated record